This is a messenger RNA of Salvelinus fontinalis (brook trout), 1757 nucleotides long. RefSeq names its product peptidyl-prolyl cis-trans isomerase FKBP3-like. The coding region runs from base 63 to 725 and encodes 220 amino acids. The record is from RefSeq and is a predicted model, not a curated record. The transcript is spliced from 7 exons. Lineage: Eukaryota; Metazoa; Chordata; Actinopteri; Salmoniformes; Salmonidae. Gene Ontology annotation, molecular function: peptidyl-prolyl cis-trans isomerase activity.
AGGCGUCGCGCCUCCCCAAUCCUACAUAGCGGAGGUGAAAGUUCAGCAGUGCGCCUUGUAAAAUGGCGGCUGAAUUGACCAGAGAGUGGAGCGAUGAACAGCUAAAAAGUGAUGAUCUACCCAAAAAAGACAUUAUUAAGUUCAUUCAGGACAAUGCUGCCCAUUCGUUUCUUGCAGAACACAAGCUGAUGGGAAAUAUUAAGAAUGUUGCAAAAACGGCAAAGAAGGAGCAACUGAUUAUUGCAUACAACGAUUUGUUUGAGAGCAAGAGAUUUUUAGGUUCAGAACCCAUUGAAGAUGUGACGGAGCAUGUGAAAAAUGUGAAGAUCGAUGACAAGCCCAAAGAAGUUGUGGAAGUCGUUGAUGAGGGUCCUCCUAAGUUCUUCAAGUCUGUGCUGAAGAAAGGUGACAAGACUAACUUCCCUAAGAAGGGAGACAAUGUGAGCUGUUGGUACACUGGCUCCCUGGAGGAUGGCACAGUGUUCGACACCAACAUCCCUGCAACUGCCAGAAAGAAGAAACAGAGCAAGCCACUGAGCUUCAAAGUUGGCCUGGGCCGGGUCAUCAAAGGGUGGGAUGAAGGUAUCUUAACGAUGAGCAAAGGCGAGACAGCCAAACUGGAGAUUGAACCAGAAUGGGCCUAUGGGAAGAAGGGACUUCCUGAUUCAAAAAUCCCACCAAACGCAAAGCUGAUCUUCGAGGUCGAGCUGGUGGCCGUCGAUUAAUGGCAGAAACCUACCCAACAUGCCCUUCUCUCCGUGGACGGGGAAAACACGGUAGUCACUAGAUGGCUAUGCUCGAAAGGACAGAAGUGGUUGUAACAUUGUCAGAACAUUGAAGGAGUCUGUGAUAUAUUGUCUUAAUUUACAUUUAAUGGGAUGCUUUGUGAUUUUGGCAAUAAGGCUCUUUAUCUACUUCCCCAGAGUCAGAUUAACUUUUGGAUUCCAUUAUUUGUUUUUGUCUGUGUCCAGUAUGACGGAAGUUAAAGAUAGUUUCUCGAGCCACUGCUAACUAGUGUUGGCACAAUGACUGGAAUUCUAUGGGCAUCUACUAGAAUGCGUUUAACACUAGUUAGCAUUGGCUCGUGAAACGACAUAACUUCUUUCAUUUAUUUUAUUUAUUUUUAUUUCACCUUUAUUUAACCAGGUAGGCUAGUUGAGAACAAGUUCUCAUUUGCAACUGCGACCUGGCCAAGAUAAAGCAAAGCAGUUCGACACACAAAACAACAGAGUUACACAUGGAAUAAACAAACAUUCAAUCAAUAAUACAGUAGAAAAAUCUAUAUACAGCAUGUGCAAAUGAGGUAAGUUAAGAGAGGUAAGGCAAUAAAUAGGCCAUGGUGGCAAAGUAAUUACAAUAUAGCAAUUAAACACUGGAGUGGUUGGAUGACUGACACGGAGACAUAAAAAUGCUAUCCACCAGUUCAUCUGACUCAUUGCCAGAAUCCCGAAGUAACCCUUUUUUAAGGUUAGUCUGGUUGUUUGUCUUUUUCUGCUUAAGUCAAGUCCUUUUUAUCAUUGUUUUGGCAUAUUGUCUGAAGCAGGAACUGACCAGGGUUAUUUGUGAUGAGUUGAGAAGGUGCCAUGCUUCUGUUCUUUCCAACAUGGCUAGAUAGUGAUGACCGGACAACACUGUACAGAUGGGGCAUCCUGCCUGGCAGUUACACACCGCAGAGGAAAGCCUUCCUGUUUAUUCUUGUUCUUUUGCAUGCAUGUCCUUUUUAAAGAUUAAUAAACCAAUUUUGGAGACUAAAUUGA